This is a messenger RNA of Etheostoma cragini (Arkansas darter), 1985 nucleotides long. It is a transcript of the gene rasgrp3, whose product is annotated as RAS guanyl releasing protein 3 (calcium and DAG-regulated). Gene Ontology annotation, biological process: positive regulation of GTPase activity; Ras protein signal transduction. Gene Ontology annotation, cellular component: plasma membrane. The transcript is spliced from 13 exons. Lineage: Eukaryota; Metazoa; Chordata; Actinopteri; Perciformes; Percidae. Gene Ontology annotation, molecular function: calcium ion binding; guanyl-nucleotide exchange factor activity. The coding region runs from base 369 to 1985 and encodes 538 amino acids. The record is from RefSeq and is a predicted model, not a curated record.
GUUGGGAAAGAAUUGAAGGAAGUCUAGUGGCCAUUUAGACAAACAACUCUGACAGUGCAAUCAGUGCUAGCUCAACGUGCAGCAGUACUCUGUAUGGCUGAGACAGACAGAGGGCUUUUGGAAUAAGAGAGGCCCUUCCGAAGAAAGAGAUAGAGAUAGUAGAGAGCUAUGCUGGGUUCACUAGCAGUCUGUUUGAUCCAGCUGGAUUUGGGUUUGGAUGUGAAUUUGGAGAGGCAAAAGGUGGAUCUCCACACAACUAUGCAUCCGGUCUGCUGGUAGAUCUUGGCUCUCUCCGAUGAGAAAAACCCUGAUUGGUCCAUAACAGUGAGCAGGAAGUGUUGACCCCAUCCUUCUUCCAGCUGGGCACUAUGGGAUCGUCCAAACUGGGGAAGGCAGCAUCUCUGGACACUCUCAUAAACGAAUGCAUUCAUAUAUUUGAUGACAGAGGGGAGCUGCAGGCCAACUUACUCCCUCGCAGCCUGCUGCUGAUGCAUCGCUGGUACAUCACAUCCUCAGAACUGGCGGGAAAACUACUGACGAUGUACCGGGACUGCACAGGUGACAGCUGCCAGAGAACCAGGUUGAAGAUUUGUUAUUUAAUGAGGUACUGGAUUGUGACAUUCCCUGCAGAGUUCAACCUGGACUUCGGUCUGAUCCGGAUAACAGAGGAGUUCAGAGGUGUGGCUGCUCAGCUCGGCUGUGACGAGCAUUUCAAGCUCCUUGACAUAUCCACCAUUCCAUCAUAUGACUGGAUGCGUAAGUUGACCCAGCGCAAGAAGCAGGCAAAAAAAGGCAAGGCAUCACUGCUCUUUGAUCACCUGGAGCCCAUGGAGCUGGCUGAGCAUCUCACCUUCCUGGAGUUCAAGUCUAUACGGAGGAUAUCGUUUACUGAUUACCAGAGCUACGUUAUCCACGGCUGCCUGGUGGACAACCCAACUCUGGAGCGCUCCAUCGCUCUGUUCAAUGGAGUGUCACAGUGGGUCCAGCUCAUGGUGCUAAGCAAGCUAACACCUCAGACCCGCGCAGAGGUUAUUACCAAGUACAUCUAUGUGUCUCAGAAACUUUUGCAGCUGCAUAACUUCAACACUCUGAUGGCAGUGGUUGGGGGCCUGAGCCACAGCUCCAUAUCUCGACUAAAGGAUACUCACACUUAUCUGGCUCCAGAAGUUGUGAAGACCUGGAGCGAGAUGACAGAGCUGGUCUCUUCCAACAACAAUUACUCCUGUUACCGAAAGGCCUUCAGUGAAGGCCAGGGCUUUAAAAUCCCCAUCCUGGGUGUGCACCUUAAGGACUUGAUCGCAGUGCAUGUGGUCUUUCCUGACUGGGUUUGUGACAGUAAGAAGAUGAACCUGGUGAAGAUGCAUCAGCUCUACAUCACCUUCAAUGAGUUGGUGUCACUGCAGAGUGCAGUGGCUCAGGUGGAGCCCAACAUGGACCUCAUCUACCUGUUAACGCUUUCUUUAGACCUUUACUACACCGAAGAUGAAAUUUAUGAACUGUCUUUGCUAAGGGAACCACGUAACUCCAAAUUAUUGCCCACUUCUCCAAUGACUCCCAACAAGCUCUUGGUCCCACUGGACUGGGCCUCCGGUGUCACCACCAAACCAGACCCUUGUGUGGUAAAUAAACACAUCAGGAAGGUGGUGGAUUCUGUGUUCAGGAAUUAUGACUAUGACCAUGAUGGCUAUAUUUCUCAUGAGGACUUUGAGAGCAUUGCUGCUAAUUUUCCCUUCCUGGACUCCUUCUGCGUUUUGGACAAAGAUCAGGAUGGAUUGAUCAGUAAGGAUGAGAUGAUAGCAUAUUUCCUCCGGGCCAACCCACUGCUGCAGUGUAAGAUGGGUCCAGGUUUCAUCCACUGCUUCCAGGAGAUGACAUACUUGAAGCCCACCUUCUGUGAACAUUGUGCCGGAUUUGUGUGUAUUUUAAGAGUGUCUUACUGCACUUUUUAUGUCUCCUUAAUUUUACUCAAAGCAAUCAAAAUUUAG